GGCACAUUGGCUCCAUCCCCUCUCUAUCAUCUCAUCCCCCCCCCCAACCCCCGCCACGCCGACAUCCAUCUGCAAAAAAAAAAAAAAAGAAAAAAAAAAGUAUAUAUUUCUGAUUGCCAGCCGCACCAGGAGGAGGAUUUAAUUGCGUGCGUUUGUGGGUGUGUGCACGCGCCUGCGCGCGCGUGUGUGUGUGUGUGUGUAUGUGAGCAGAAGGAGGGUACAGGCUCGUCACGUCGGUGCAAGCUGCUGUGAAAGGUCCUACUAUUCAACAAUGUGUGGACGGGGCACCGUGGCCUCACUGUGCCUGUUGGCUUGCUUGUUGGCGGCCUUCAGCGGCGCCCUGGGCGCGAAAAGCUCUGGGCAGAACAGCUUGACAGAGGGGGAUACAGAUAACACAACAGUGUUCACCAAAAUCUUGGACAGCCUUCUGGACGGCUAUGACAACCGCCUCAGGCCGGGACUGGGAGAGCGUGUAACUGAAGUCAAGACUGACAUUUUCGUGACUAGUAUUGGGCCAGUUUCGGACCACGACAUGGAGUACACCAUUGACGUGUUCUUCAGACAGAGCUGGAAGGACGAGAGGUUAAAGUUCAAAGGUCCCAUGGCCGUGCUGCGUCUCAACAACUUGAUGGCCAGCAAGAUCUGGACACCUGAUACUUUCUUCCAUAACGGCAAGAAGUCAGUCGCCCACAACAUGACCAUGCCCAACAAACUACUGCGGAUCACAGAGGAAGGCACGCUGCUCUACACCAUGAGGCUGACUGUGAGAGCAGAAUGUCCCAUGCACCUUGAAGACUUCCCCAUGGAUGCUCAUGCCUGCCCACUCAAGUUUGGCAGCUAUGCUUACACUCGAGCAGAGGUGGUGUACGUGUGGACCAGAGGGGCCGCUAACUCCGUGGUGGUGGCGGAUGACGGUUCCAGGCUGAACCAGUAUGAUCUGAUGGGGCAAAGCGUGGACUCAGGUGUGGUGCAGUCCAGCACAGGAGAGUACGUGGUGAUGACCACCCACUUCCACCUGAAGAGAAAAAUUGGCUACUUUGUGAUCCAGACGUAUCUGCCCUGCAUCAUGACGGUCAUCCUCUCCCAGGUGUCCUUCUGGCUCAACAGAGAGUCUGUCCCUGCCAGGACUGUCUUUGGAGUGACGACUGUCCUGACCAUGACGACUCUCAGUAUCAGCGCCAGGAACUCCUUGCCCAAAGUGGCCUACGCCACUGCUAUGGAUUGGUUCAUCGCUGUGUGCUACGCCUUUGUCUUCUCGGCCCUCAUUGAGUUUGCCACAGUCAACUACUUCACCAAGCGAGGUUACGCCUGGGAUGGAAAAAGUGUGGUGCCAGAGAAGCAAAAGAAGAAGAAGGAGUCCCUCCUGAAAAAGAACAACACCACAGCGUACCCGGCCGCCACUGCUACAGCCUUCGCCCCCAACAUUGCCAGGGACCCGGGAUUGGCCACCAUUGCCAAAAGCGCUCCGCCGCCACCGACCGAGCCCAAGGAGGAGCCAAAGCCCAAACCUCCCGAGGCCAAGAAGACCUUUAACAGCGUCAGCAAGAUUGACAGGAUCGCCAGAAUAGCCUUCCCUCUGCUUUUUGGAACCUUUAACUUGGUCUACUGGGCCACCUACUUGAAUAAGAAGCCCAAACUGCAGGGGAUGGGUCCACACUAAUCCAUCUUUGGCUCCUUUUCAAUUCUACCUAUAACUUUCAUUUUCUUUGGUAUUCUUCCUCGACAGAAAAAAAAAAAAAAAAAAGGAGAAAUGUUUAUUUUCAGACAAACAUGAUGUCCACGCUGGUUUGACUCCCCAGUCGUUGCUUUGCUUCUGUUCUAUCAACAUUUUGAAGAUUUUGAGAAAACAAAACAGAGACAUGAAAAUAUAUUUAAAAAAAGAACAACAUUGAUACAGACUUUUGAGAGGGUUGCUGUUCAGGUGCGGGAAGACACUUCUAAGAAAAUGCUAGCGUAAAUAUAUACAGUAGCCAAAAGGAGAAUGCUAUUCCAUCUACCAAUCUUGUCUAGGGCUUUUUCUUUCCACGUGGUUCUUUUUUUCAGGGUUCUGGUUAUGUGCUUUGCAGAGAAAAGGGUGUCCCUUGACUACUCGACACAAGAUAAAUACACGAGUUGAAGAACAAAUCAUGGAGAAGGUCCAACAGUUUCACAUGCCCUUACUGCCCAACAUUCAGUGUCACAACAAACUGUAGGGUCAGCUUUUUCGCUUGUCAAAGGACGGAAUCUAACUGAUGUUCCUCUACGUAUUUUUAAAAGUACAUACAAAGCAGGUGUGUCUCAGUUUUAUAUCUUCUAACUUGGAUUCUUGUCAUCAAAAAAAAAAAAAAAAAAAAAAUGAAGAAGUUAUUGUAAAUGACUGUUAGUUUUUUUCCGCAUUGAAAACAAAUCAUGCUUUUCAUUAAAAAGAUAGAUCGCUAACGCUUCAAUAAAGGCAUGCACACUGCAUCCGGAAAAUAUUCACGGCACUUCACUUUUUCCACAUUUUGUCAUGUAAUAUAUUCAAAAUAUUCAUCGUUGUCCUCAAAAUUCUACAGAAAAUACACCUCGAAGACAAUGUGAAAAAGUUAUUUGUUUUUUUUUUCAAAUUGUGCAAAUGUAUUAAAAAUACAAAAGUAGAACAUAAACUAGACACACCUAUUCCAUUCCUCUAUACAGCACCUCUCAAGCUCCAUCAGGUUGGGAAUCUUUUGUUUUUUUCUCCAGGAUGUGUCAAUACAUUGUUGCAUUCAAUUUUCCCUCCAUCCUGACUCUAGUCCCACAGUUCUUGCCACUAAAAACCAUCCCCACAGCAUGAUGCUGCCACCAGGGAUGGUAUGAGCGGUGCCAGGUUUCCUCCAAACCUGAUGCCUAGCAUUCACGCUAAAUAGUUCAUUCUUUGACCAGAGAGUUUAGUUUCUCAUGGUCUGAGAGUCUUUCAAGUGGAUUUUAUUCAAACUUUUUCCCCAGAAAUUAUUUAUGUCUGGGCACUACCGCAGAGGCUAAAUUGGUGGUUUGCGGCAGCGAUGGUGGUCUUUCUGGAAGCAGUAGCUUUGACAGAGUGACCAUCGGGUUCUUGAUCUCCUCCCUGACUAAACUAAAAUGAGUUGAGCUUGAGAGGUGCUGCAAAGAGGAAUGUGCAAAACUGCCCAAAGAUAGUUGUGCCGAGGUGGUGGCAUCGGGUUUGAAAAAAAUUUGAGGCUGUAAUUGCACCCAAAGGUGCAUCAACAAAGUGAUGCGCAAAAGCUGUGAAUAUUUAUAUUGAGGGGAUUUUUUUUUAUUUUGUUGUAUUUUUUUUCAGUUUGGAUACAUUUGCAACAUUUUGAAAAUGUUUUUUUGAAAAUUACGUUGUCAUCAUGGGGUAUUGUCUGUAGAUUUUUUGGAACAAAAAAAUGAAUUUAUUCUAUUGUGUAAUACAGCUGUAACAUAACUAAAUGUGGAAAGAGUGAAGCGUUGUGAAUACUUUGUCUCAGUUUUGUAUCUCAUUACUUUGAUUAAGUCAGGAAGUUAGAUUAGGUUGGGGGAAAAAAAAUCAAUUAGGUGACUGUUCUUUUUUUGCUUUGAAUACAAAUCACAAAAUGAGGCUAUCCGCGCUUUUAAUAAGAUAGCAACAGUACAAAUUAAGAAUACAUAUCGCUGCAAACUCACUGAAAAAUAUGCAUUUCUCCCAUUUUUUUUCCUCCCUCAAAAGAUAUGAAAGUCACUUUAAUUAAAAAAUAUAUAUAUAUAUAUAUAAUUUUCAACUGAAAUGUAAAACAUGUUUUUGGAGAUACAUGGUUUUCAUCAGAUAGCAACAAUUCAAAAUGCAUUACAGAAUAAUACCCGACCCACGACAACUUUAAAGGAAUAUAUGUCGCUGCUGCUUAAAUAAAAAGCAUGUCUCCAUUUGGGGUUUUUACAUCUAAAUGUGUUCGUAUUUGUAUUUUUUAAAAUAUCUUACCAUUGGGAGUAUCAUGAUAUCAAAAGGGUACAAUGUUGUGGCUGCGAACUUAAUGUAAAACAGGAAAGUCUAACAAUUAUUUGUAUCCCCCACCCCAAAAAAAAAAGAAUUACCGUAUUUUUGGAAGUAUAAGUCGCACUGGAGUAUAAGUCACAUUUUUUGGGGAAAUUUAUUUGAUAAAACCCAACACCAAGAACAGACAUUUGAAAGGCAAUUUAAAAUAAAUAAAGAAUAGUAAACAACAGUUUGAAUAAGUGUACGUUAUAUGACGCAUAAAUAACCAACUGAGAAGGUGCCUGGUAUGUUAACGUAACAUAUUAUGGUAAGAGUCAUUCAAAUAACUAUAACAUAUAGAACAUGCUAUAAGUUUACCAAACAAUCUGUCACUCCUAAUCGCUAAAUCCGAUGAAAUAUUAUACUUCUAGUCUCUUACGUGAAUCAGCUAAAUAAUAUUAUUUGAUAUUUUACGAUAAUGUCUUAAUAAUUUCACACAUAAGUCGCUCCUGAUUAUAAGUCACACCCCCGGCCAAACUAUGAAAAAAACUGUGACUUAUAGUCCGAAAAAUACGGUAAAUGAAUCAAUAACAAUGUCAUAAUAUUGCGAGAUAUAUGUUUUUCAUAGGAUAUCAACAACACAAUGUAGGAAUAAAUGUUGCUGCAAACUCAAUAAAACAUCCAUGUCUACAGUAAUAACUCUAUGUAUCUCCCACGAAAGACAAACAAGUGACUUGAAUUAAAUUUUAAAAAAUGAGAUACAAAAAUAAAAACUUUCAAUUGAAAGGUAAAACAUGUUUUUUGGAGAUACAUGUUUUUCAUUGGAUAGCAACAAUUCUAAACGUAUUGCCUGAUAAUACCCGACCCUUGACAAGUAAUUACAACACCUAUCCCUGCUGCCCAAAAGAAAAGCAUGUAUGUCACUAUUUCUAAUUCCCUACUUAGGUUUCUUGUUUCUAUUAAUUGUAUAUUUUAGAAAAAGACUGUUGUAUUUACACUCUUUAAAUUGCAACAUAGGGAUAUACAGUACAUGCUUGUCAUGGGACAGCAACAAGACGGAAAGUAUUCUCCAACAUAGAGUCAAAGUAUAUACACUGAUGUAUUUACCCAGGGUUUUUUUUUUAAAGAACAUUCACCAAAAUGAAAUGAUUCACACAAAAAUGUCCAACUAUGAAUGCCUGGCAAAAUACAGUUUUUUUUUUUUUUGUCAUAUAUACUACAGCCUAUGUAUGACAAUAGUAUGUGGCAGAUUCACAUACAGUUAAGUCUCAGAUGAUUCAUACACUUCCCAAAUUCUUUGGUUAAAGUGCAUUUUUCUGUGUUAAAUGGGCUUUUAUUUUAGAUAGAAAUGCCAAGAACGUAUCAAUUAAGGUAAAUAUCUUGUACCAUUCUUAAAGAUCCUGGUAACUCCAAGCAUAUUGUACCAUUUAACAAUAACUUGAAGUGUGGUCAGGGUAUGAAUCAUUUUGGCCAUGCCAUUACGUAAUGUGGCCGAAAGGCUUUCACCAUCACUUAGAUAGAAAAUGAUUAGGCAGUUGCAUUAUCUUAUUAGUGCAUUUAUGACCUCAGUUGUCAAUGGCACUGGCAAACUCCUGCAGACCUUUCAGCUUACACUGGCUUUUAAGUUAUUUUGUCAUUUAUUUAAGCACAGACGGACAUGAUAGAAGGCCCGUGUUUGUAAUGUGUACAGUAUGUGAAUAUGCAUGGGCAGGGCAUCCUCAAAACAGAAAUAUUCAUCACUAUCGACUGAAGGCUUCAUUUAUCAGAACCUAAAGACUUUCAUUCUCGUGUUCUUCAAAAUAUGUUGAGGGAUUCUGCAAAAGCAAUAAAACACACGUCACAGUGGACAACAAUCCAGUCAUCUCUGCUUGGGAAAUAAACAAAACAAAACAAAAAAAAACAUGUAUUUUUCUUUGAUUAAUAACAGUGUUUGUAAAUAUUAUCAAAUGUUAGAGAUGUCAAUAUGUUGAACGAAAGAGUAUGAACACAUGCACUCCAGUUCCUGACAAUUUCAACCAAAAACAAUGUAUUUCUUUUGUUGUUGUUUUUGCUUCCAAACAUUUUUUUUAACUGUCAACGAAAACGUGUAAAAACUCAAGUCGGAAUGUAAAGAAUUGACUUUUUUUCUGUUCUUCAGUUCAUUAUACAAGCAUUAC
Nerophis ophidion (straightnose pipefish) is the source of this 6066-nucleotide messenger RNA. It is a transcript of the gene gabra1, whose product is annotated as gamma-aminobutyric acid type A receptor subunit alpha1. NCBI's taxonomy places the organism in Eukaryota, Metazoa, Chordata, Actinopteri, Syngnathiformes, Syngnathidae. Gene Ontology annotation, molecular function: inhibitory extracellular ligand-gated monoatomic ion channel activity; benzodiazepine receptor activity; GABA-gated chloride ion channel activity. Gene Ontology annotation, biological process: gamma-aminobutyric acid signaling pathway; monoatomic ion transmembrane transport; nervous system process. The transcript has 10 exons. Bases 272 to 1660 code for a protein of 462 amino acids. Gene Ontology annotation, cellular component: dendrite membrane; postsynapse; GABA-A receptor complex. The record is from RefSeq and is a predicted model, not a curated record.